AGGCAGAUUGUGUGUUAUUUCAGGUCACGCAAUGUUUAAAAGAAUGGAGAUCAAAAUGAAGCAGCAUUUGCAGAAGAUCACGGUUCAGCACUUGCACGAGAUCGAAAUAGCACUUACAGAGAUCGCUUCUCUGGCAAAGAAAAACAAUCGCCUCAUGCGAGAAAGGGACGAUGCAAUUAAAAAGCUUCAAAACUACUUGGAGUUGAGGUCGCGGAUCGAGACCUCGACCUUAUCUUCAGAUAAUCUUCUUUUCAGAAGGUAUUCUCUAAAUGACAUCAAAUCUGCCACUGGAAACUUCUCAGAGCAUUUGAAAGUUGGGGAAGGAGACUACGGCGUGGUUUACAGAGGUGAAGUAGAGGAGACUAUGGUUGCUGUCAAGGUUAGGAGAGAGGAUGGCUUCAGUGUAGAUCAACAAACAUUUCAUCAGCAGAUUGAUAUGUUAAGGGAUAUUAGACAUCCUCAUUUGGUAAGGAUUUUGGGAGUGUGUUUGGAUAGAGAAUGCAUUAUGUAUGAAUACAUGGCUAAUGGAAGCCUCGCAGAUCAUCUAUAUUGUAAAAUUGAUACUCCACCACUACUUUGGCACAUUAGAAUUCGUAUUAUCAAUGAAGUUUGUGCAGCAUUACACUACCUACAUAGUUUUAAGCCAAAUGCCAUUCUGCAUUGUGAUUUGAAGCCUGAGAAUAUUUUGCUAGAUGAAUUUUAUGUAAGUAAGAUAAGUGACGUGGGAAUGGCGAGGCUUCUACCUCGAGAUUUGCUCAUAAAAAGCAAUAUAUCCUAUUUGGACGAACACUAUCUCAGAAACGGCGAGUUCACUCAUAAAUCAGAUGUUUAUAGCCUGGGAAUCACUAUUCUUCAGCUUCUCACAGGCCAACAUGCUCUUGGAUUAGUCAGUAAGGUUGCACAGUCACUAGAAAGUGGACAAUUUCAUGAUUUGCUCGAUCCUUCCGCUGGAGAAUGGCCCUUUGAUCAAGCUAUUCAACUAGCUUAUCUUGCUCUCGAUUGUACAGAAUCUAAUCAAAGGGAUAGGCCUGAUCUUCAUCCCACUCUCACUAAAACUCUCAAUCAAUUACAAGCUACCGCCUCAACAAAUUUUCAAACUACUCAUCAAGGACAAGUUCCUAGCUUCCUAAUAUGUCCCAUCUCUCAGGAGCUCAUGGAUGAUCCUCAUGUUGCUGCGGAUGGCUUUACCUAUGAAUUAGAGGCAAUUAAGGAAUGGUUUGACUCUAAUCACAACACAUCACCAAUGACAAACUUGAAACUAGAUCACACUGAUCUCAUUCCAAACCAUUCUCUCAGAUCUGCCAUUCGGGAGUGGAAAGAAGGAACGAGUUAUCCUCAAGACAUAACAUCACAGUCUACAAAGAAUUUCUUUUCAGAGGGGUUCAGAAAAUAAAUAUCCAAUA
Cryptomeria japonica (Japanese cedar) is the source of this 1403-nucleotide messenger RNA. RefSeq names its product U-box domain-containing protein 33. Bases 32 to 1393 code for a protein of 453 amino acids. Lineage: Eukaryota; Viridiplantae; Streptophyta; Pinopsida; Cupressales; Cupressaceae. The transcript is spliced from 3 exons. Gene Ontology annotation, molecular function: ATP binding; ubiquitin-protein transferase activity; protein kinase activity. Gene Ontology annotation, biological process: protein ubiquitination; protein phosphorylation. The record is from RefSeq and is a predicted model, not a curated record.